UUGAACUUCUAAGUUCGAAUUUUGUUAUAAUAAUAAUCUAUAUUUUGCUAACGAGAAAAAAAUAUAAUAUUGUAUUAAAUUAUUAUUAUUAUUAUUACACAUGACGUAUAGAAUAAUACAUUUAUUUAUAAUAACUACUAGCUGUUAAUAAUCGUUGCACGUUUUGAUACUAUUUAUUUACAACCGACUGUAUUUGAUUUGGCAGUCAAAUGGAAACUUCUAGCCAGUAUAGCAUGCGAUGGAAAGAUUUCCCAUCACAUUUCAUGUGUGAAUUCGAAUCUUUGCGCAAUGACGAACGGUUUGUGGACGUGACGCUGUGCUGCGACGAUCAGUUCAUAAAAGCCCACAAAAUUAUUUUGUCCGCAUGCAGUUCUUAUUUUAAAAAAAUAUUAUUGAUGAAUCCGUCAAAACACGUUACAGUCAUAAUGCACAAUGUCGAAUAUGAACUUAUGAAAAUGCUGAUAGAUUUUAUGUACUUGGGAGAGGUUCACGUCAACCAAAACAACGUCGACAGGUUUUUCAAAUUGGCCAAAACGUUCAACGUACAAGGAUUUCAGAACGAUGUAAACAAAAACGAGAGUUCGGUUUCGCCUUCGCUGUGUGAAGCUAUAGAACAAGACGUACCGAAAAAUGAAAUUGUCGAUCCGGUAGACGGACACAGUAAUGGAUUGUUUUCUGGAUUUAAUCAGCUCGUCGACACUAAUGAAACUGCUAAACGAAGGAAAGUGGAAGGCAGUUAUUGGCCAUCGUCGGUUGAAGCGGCUCCAAUGUCAACACCCGACAAGCAAAAAUUCCAUUCGUUGGACCCGAGGCCUUGUCCCGAGUGCGGACGACAGUAUAGUAGCUUGUCGAAUUUGAGGCAACACAUUGAACUGAUUCAUAAACCAGGUUGUGUCGUCUGUCCUUUGUGUGGUAAAACAUUCAAGAACAAGUUAUAUUUACGACGUCACUUUAUAAGUUUUCACGAAAUGUUACCAUCUAAAGUUCAAAACCCAUCCGAUCCAAACAUACCGUACACGUCAAAUACUAUCCAUUAUCAAUCGGAUUCGACAGAACGAUUACAGUUAAAGCCCCAAACCAGUAGCCAGCAACAAAUUACAGCAUCUUGUUUUGAUCAGAGUCUGCAUCCCCAUUAGUUGUGAAGAAAAAUUAAUAUAAAAAAAAGUUUUGUAAAAUCAAAUUUUCGUUGACUAUUUCUAUUAUUUUCCAAAAUUGUUUUCAACUUGUAAAUCAAUUCAGUGCAUUUAUUGAUUAAGCUGAGUUUUAUCAAGUCAAUAUUUGAUCACCGCAAUUAAUUAUUGUUAUGUGUAAAUAGAUACACAGUUUGAUAAUUAAUUUCCAACACAACUAUAUCAUAUUGUACUAAUAAAAACUAGAUUUGUCUUCCAAAAAUGUAUGUGUUUUAGAGGCUAUUUUGUUGUCUCCCUAAAACCGCCACUAACUAUGUGCAAUAAAAAACAAAUUGAAAAGAUCACACAAAUUUUAUUUUAUUUUUGUUAGUAAUUUGUAUUUUUAAUUUUAUAAUUUUUUUGAUCUCGGAAUAUAAACUUAAAUGUUUUGUUUUAAUACACAAUAAUACGAAUAACCUACAUAAGUGACGACUACUGUUUAAACUACGGUCUAAAAAUGUUUAGUUGUUGUUAAGACUGUUGGAUUUGUAGUAGAGUAUUUUCUAUAUUAUUUAUCUUGUAAUUAUUAUUGUUUACUUGUAAAAGUUUAUUUUUUAAUAUGUUGUUGUUGUAAAAAAAAAAACUAAUAAUGUACAAAUAUAAUAUAUAUUGUGUAUAUAAAAAU
Messenger RNA from Adelges cooleyi (spruce gall adelgid), 1794 nucleotides. Its product is annotated as protein abrupt-like. NCBI's taxonomy places the organism in Eukaryota, Metazoa, Arthropoda, Insecta, Hemiptera, Adelgidae. The transcript is spliced from 4 exons. Gene Ontology annotation, biological process: regulation of transcription by RNA polymerase II. The record is from RefSeq and is a predicted model, not a curated record. Gene Ontology annotation, molecular function: protein binding. Bases 210 to 1136 code for a protein of 308 amino acids. Gene Ontology annotation, cellular component: nucleus.